Molecule: messenger RNA, 1197 nt
Organism: Heterobasidion irregulare TC 32-1
Lineage: Eukaryota; Fungi; Basidiomycota; Agaricomycetes; Russulales; Bondarzewiaceae
Exons: 6
Coding region: 1-1197 (398 amino acids)
Source: RefSeq, a predicted model, not a curated record
AUGAGCAAAAAGGCGAAGACCCCAAAAGAGACAAAAUACGACUUCCGCGACGUCGUGCUCGCGAAAGUACGCGGGUAUCCGCCGUGGCCGGGCAUGGUCGUUGACCCAGAAAAUGUUACCUCGGAGGUAGCUAAAGAGCGGCCCGCCAACAAAAAGUCGCAUUUCUAUUGCGUCCGGUUCUUCCCUAAGGGCGAGCACGCCUGGCUAGUCUCCAAAGACAUUUCUCGGCUUCAGCAGCAUGAAAUCGAGGCGUACAUCAACGAGCCAUAUAAGAAAUCAGGCGACCUUCUCACUGGCUAUCGCAUCGCACUCGAUCCCACGAAAUGGGAAGAGGAGCUGGAGAACAAACGCGUCGAGGCUGCCGAAGCAGAAGAGAAUGCUGAAGUAGACCAGCUUGAAGCCGAGUCGUCCGUAGCGGAUGCUGAUGCUGACGCCGAUGAGGACGACAAACCCAUCAAGCCCAAGAAACGGAAGCGCGAUUCCGAACCGGCGCCUUCCAAAGUCAAGGGCAAGCCGAAGUCGAAGAAAGCUUCCGCGGAGCCAGCUGGGAAGAAAAAGCCUGCAGCGGGAGCAAAGGGCAAGAAGAACGGGGCCAAGUCGAAGGCUAUGGUUGAAAGUGAGGAUGAGGCUGACCCUGAAGCAGUGAAAGUCCGAGAGUGGAGACACCGACUGCAGAAGACUUUCUUGACGGAUGGCAAAGAUCCAAAACCGGAAGAUAUGCCAGCGUGCGACGAGCUAUUUACCGCUAUCGAACAGUACGAAAAGAUGAAUAUUCACUAUCUGUUGUUCUCGAAGAUUGGCAAAGUCAUGCGUCACAUCUACAUGCAGACCCCCGAAAAGAUUCCUCGGGAUGACGAUUUCCACUUCCGCGAUCGCGCAAACGUCUUGGUCGAGAAAUGGCACGCUUUGAUGAACGCGAACAAGGACAGCGUCGAAAACGGCACCGCCAAAGUCAAUGGCGCAGUCAUCAAGGACGCCCCAUCCUCGGAAGAGCCCAAGGCGUCCGAACCCAAUGUCACUGCGGAGAGCGAGGUGAAGCGAGAGACUGCGGAGGACGUGCCCAUGGAGGACGUCGAGGCAAAGGAGAACACCGAUGAUGUUGUGCCGAAGACGGAAACUAACGGUGUGGCCGAGUCUGCUGAGACUGCUGACGGAGACCUCUCUGUGUUGGCAGACGUGACGAUGUCGGAGGCGUGA